This is a messenger RNA of Arachis stenosperma, 1721 nucleotides long. RefSeq names its product rust resistance kinase Lr10-like. Gene Ontology annotation, biological process: protein phosphorylation. Bases 1 to 1371 code for a protein of 456 amino acids. Gene Ontology annotation, molecular function: protein kinase activity; ATP binding. The record is from RefSeq and is a predicted model, not a curated record. The transcript has 3 exons. Lineage: Eukaryota; Viridiplantae; Streptophyta; Magnoliopsida; Fabales; Fabaceae.
AUGGGGGGGUGCCACCUGCAAGGACACUCCGACGCUCAAGUCAGCGAUGUGCAGCAAUCUCAUCAAAUACUUUGCCUGCUUUCUUAUACAUUGAAAUUAUUGCUUACUAUAUUAGCAGCUUUAUCCAUUGUUGCUGCGUUGCUGUUGCUGUCCGUUUGCUGCUUAAGGAGAAAGCUUUUCACCCUUACUAUAUGUUGCUUUUGGAAUAGAACUCGAUCAACCGGUGAAAUAAUCAUUGAAUCCUUUUUGAAGCAACACGGUUCUCAUCCAACCAGACGGUACAAAUAUUCUGAGAUAAAAAAAUUCACUGAUGAUUUCAAAGUCAAAUUGGGACAGGGAGGAUAUGGCACCGUGUAUAAAGGAAAGCUACAAGAUGGGAGUCUUAUUGCUGUUAAGGUUUUAAGUGAAGUGAAGGGAACUGCCGAGGAAUUUAUCAAUGAAGUUGCAAGUAUUAGUAGGACAUCUCAUGUUAACAUUGUUAGUCUUGUGGGAUUUUGUUUUCAAGGUUCCAAAAGAGCUCUAAUCUAUGAAUUUAUGCCUAAUGGAUCCCUUGAAAAGUUCACAUGUGAGGAAAAUUCAACUACAGUUGGUCGCCAAUUGGAUUCCAGAAGUCUCUAUGACAUUGCAGUUGGUGUAGCGCGUGGAUUAAAUUAUUUGCAUCGAGGCUGCAAUACCAGAAUCUUGCAUUUUGACAUAAAGCCUCAUAACAUACUACUCGACAAGGAUUUUUGUCCAAAGAUUUCAGAUUUUGGACUCGCUAAGAUAUGUCCAAGAAAAGAGAGUAUUGUUUCCAUGUCGUAUGCAAGAGGAACUAUUGGAUUUAUUGCUCCAGAGUUGUUUUCAAGGAAUUUUGGUGGAAUAUCUCACAAGGCAGAUGUUUAUAGUUAUGGAAUGAUGGUUUUAGAAAUGGUUGGAGGAAGAAACAAUAAAAAUGUGGAAGUUGAUCGUUCUAGUGAGCUGUAUUUUCCACAUUGGAUUUACAAGCGACUUGAACUAGAUGAGGAGUUAGGAUUGCGGUGUAUCAAAAAGGAAAGCGAUAGGGAAAUAGUGAGAAAGAUGACAUUGGUGAGCUUGUGGUGCAUACAGACUAAUCCUUCGUGCCGUCCGUCAAUGAGUAAGGUGGUGGAGAUGCUUGAAGGAAGCUUGGAAUCAUUUGAAUUGCCGCCUAGGCCCUUUUUCAGUUCUUCUCCAACAUCGCCAAUUAAUUACUCAAAGAAUAAUACUAUUCAAUUCAGUGGGUGGUCCUGGUGGAUUCAAAAUUCCACAAACAUUGGAAUAUGUUACUCUAUAAAAGACCAGCUCCAAGUCAACAGUGAUUACAACAUCCACGUACGCUUAACGGAAUUGCAUUGCAAAGAAUUCUUGAAGUAAUGCUACUAUAUACUCGAUCCAGAGCAUGUAUUAUUGGUCACCCUGUAUAAAGUGUUUGCUACUAUGCUUACAAAAUUAAAAGUUAACUGAAACUAUGAUAAGUCUCACCUUUAGUCUCAAAUUAUUAUAUGUGUGUAGUCCCACAACAGUUGAGGAUCAAGUAGAAUUCUUGUACCCAGGAAAAAGUUUGAUUUCCAAGUCCACUUGGCGUGUCAACAACCUCAAAUCAUGAUAUCACAAUAUUCUUUCUAUAUAUGCAGGUAUUAUGCAAAUCUUUAGUAAAUCUGGGUUGGUUUGAUAUCUAAUAAUCUGUGUGCGAAACCUAUUCCUAUUAUAAGUACCAAUUUUUG